GCCCCACCUCGCAACGUCAUGACGAGCAACUGGAAUGGCCCAGGGAUCGCUGUGCUUCUUUCCGUGCUCCGCCGUUGCCUCCCUCGCCGCGGCGCGACUUGUCUGGAGCUGUCCGGAGCUGGACCAAAUAACCAACGGGUUUCGGGCUGAUGGCCAUGAGGUCCCAUCUGAUAUUUUCUCACCCGAUCAUUCUCAUCCGAAUCUCACUCGGACCCGAACUUGUGUGUUGAAACCCGUUCCGACAUUUCGUACCUUCCAAAUUCCGAUCCUCCUUCCUCACCAUCAAUCGUAUCGCACCUUCUGGGAACUUAAGCUUCACAAUUUUACAAAGGCAUCGCAUCGCUACUUCCGUUCGCAUUCUACGAUUCACGACUGCCUCCUCCUACACUCCUGCCCUCGGUUUGGGCCACAGCCAAGACCAUGCCGUCUGCUCCAACUCUUCUUUCAGCACCGCAAGAUGGCGACACGGCGUCGGGGAGGGGGAGUACCGAGACGGGACUGAACGGUACCCUCACGCCUGCCUCCGCCAUGAGCUCGAUCCACAGCCGCAGAAACAGCAUCGGCCAGCUGGCUGACAUGGCCGAGUCCACCGGAGAUAUCGCCGAGAGGGAGGCUGACGAGCUCUCCUCGUUGGGAAGUCUUGAUACCGACAAUCAACUCGCCACAAAUCACAAGGAUGCUCGCGACACCUACCCGCCACUCACAGACGCAGCGGGCAAAGAAGCCGCCGCCCGGGAACGGGCCCGGAUCAACGCCUAUAGAGCAGGCGGCAUCCGCUUCGCCCCCUGGAACAUACCUUACCGGCGGCGGUUGCAGACGAUGGCCGUGCUAGCCCACUGCCUGAGCAUCGCCAUGACGGUCUCGUUCUUCUUCUUCCUCUGCGCCAUCCCCCUCACCUGGCCGAUUCUCAUCCCCUAUUUGCUACACAUGCUGCUCUCCAAAUCGGCCACCGACGGCCGCCUGCGCGCCCGCUCCGAGCGGUUCCGGCGCCUCCCCAUCUGGAAGUUCUUCGCCGACUACUUCCCCGCCACACUCCACAAGACCCACGACCUGCCGCCGACACGCAAGUACAUCUUCGGCUACCACCCGCACGGCAUCAUCUCGCACGGCGCCUUCGCCGCCUUCGGCACGGAAGCCCUCGGCUUCGCGGACAAAUUCCCGGGCAUCACCAACAGCCUGCUGACGCUCGACUCCAACUUCCGCAUCCCGCUCUACCGCGACUACAUCCUCGCGCUGGGGAUCCAGUCGGUGUCCAAGGAGUCCAUCACGUCGAUCCUCACGACAGGCGGGCGCGACGGCGACGGCAUGGGCCGGGCGGUGACCAUCGUGGUCGGGGGCGCGCGCGAGUCGCUGGAGGCGCACCCGGGGACGAUGCGGCUGGUGCUGGCGCAGCGCAAGGGCUUCGUCAAGAUGGCCAUGCGCACCGGCGCCGACCUCGUCCCCGUGCUGGCCUUUGGCGAGAACGACCUCUACGACCAGCUCAGCGCCCGCCACCACCCGCUGCUGCACCGCCUGCAGAUGUGGGUCCUCCGCACCCUCAAGUUCACCCUCCCCUUCCUGCACGGCCGUGGCAUCUUCAACUAUGAUGUCGGUCUGAUGCCCUACCGCCGCCCGCUGAAUAUUGUGGUCGGGCGGCCCAUUCCUGUCAGGAAGGUCCCCACUGGGGAGAAGAUGGAUGCGAGGGAGUUGGAUCGGCUGCAUCGCGAGUAUGUAGGUGAGUUGGAGAGGAUGUGGGAGAGGUAUAGGGGAGUGUUUGUCAAGGGUUCGGGGGUAAAGACGGCGGCGGGGGAGAAGGGGGGGUUGAGGAUUUUGGAUUGAUUAAUUGCUGCUGUUAUUAUUGUUAUCAACACUGGGUCUUCUGUAUGGCAGGCUGCUGGUGUUGGGUUAUUAUUUCGGGGUUGUAUCUGGUUUUCUGCGACUCGGGGGGUUGCCUAAUGUUAUCAUUCCCUGGGGCUGGUUUCUCUGGGUUAUAUUAUGGGUUUAGAGGGGGUUUGGUUGUUGGUUGUGAGAUAUCGGAGAUACCUACUUAGUUUUAUUGUACGUUUUGGGGGUGGUGUAAUAUUUGUAUCAUGUUCUUGACUAGUAUUUGUGUCAUGUUCUUCGCCGGUGUUCACAACAUGCUCUUCGCCGUCAAGGAAAAAUAGAAGCUGAUAUGCGAG
Chaetomium fimeti is the source of this 2159-nucleotide messenger RNA. RefSeq names its product diacylglycerol acyltransferase-domain-containing protein. The coding region runs from base 421 to 1818 and encodes 465 amino acids. Gene Ontology annotation, molecular function: diacylglycerol O-acyltransferase activity. The transcript has 3 exons. Gene Ontology annotation, cellular component: endoplasmic reticulum membrane. The record is from RefSeq and is a predicted model, not a curated record. NCBI's taxonomy places the organism in Eukaryota, Fungi, Ascomycota, Sordariomycetes, Sordariales, Chaetomiaceae. Gene Ontology annotation, biological process: triglyceride biosynthetic process.